This is a messenger RNA of Mercenaria mercenaria, 4844 nucleotides long. RefSeq names its product epidermal growth factor receptor kinase substrate 8-like. Gene Ontology annotation, molecular function: actin binding. Gene Ontology annotation, biological process: Rho protein signal transduction; regulation of Rho protein signal transduction. The record is from RefSeq and is a predicted model, not a curated record. The coding region runs from base 157 to 3777 and encodes 1206 amino acids. Gene Ontology annotation, cellular component: plasma membrane. NCBI's taxonomy places the organism in Eukaryota, Metazoa, Mollusca, Bivalvia, Venerida, Veneridae. The transcript is spliced from 27 exons.
AGGAGAUUUGGAACAGCGUACACAAAACUUGCCUCGCCCUAGUAAUAUUUCGGUCUAAUUAUUUUGAAGUAUUUGGAUAAAAUAAGUGAUUUAUUUAGUAACAGCAUUGGGGAAUUAAACACCAAAACAUACUGUUUGUUUGUAUGUUGAUACACAAUGCCUGGUGUAUCUAAAGAUAUGAAUGGUUACAGAGACUUCGAACAAGGACAUCUUCGCACAAGUUCAUAUGCAAAUGGUUAUGAUCCAUACAGACGUGAAAGAGAUGGCAUGAGUAAUUAUCCGCCACCAGGACGAAGUUAUGCUGGAGACUUUCCAACAAGUCGAUCUGGCUAUUAUGCACGUUCGGCACGUUCUGAAAUUCUCCCCUCAGCCAGGUCUUACGGAGAUCAUGGAUACAGAAGACAUAAUGGAGUAGAUGAUAUAGAACAGAACAGUUUUGAAAUGGGAAUGAGGGAUGGAAAUGAGCCAACCUUUGAGGUGGACCAUCUUGCAACAUACACAAGUAAAUCAGGUACGACACACCCAGAAGAUGGCCUCACAAAACUUAAACAGAUGGAAAGUUCCACUGGAAUCUGGACAAUGCGAUGUAUGCUCAUUGUGGAACGAAGAAAUAUUAUUGUAAUCGACAAAGGAAAUGGAGAUGAACUGGAAAGAUUUCCAUUGUCACAUGUACAUGAGCCUACAGCAGUGUUAAAGAAUGACAGAAGAGAAACAUACAACAAUUUGGUAUUAUUUACAAUACUGGACGAUCCAAGACGGAAAAAUGGGCCCUCAGAUAUGCACAUCUUCCAGAGUGUUAAUGCACCUGCACAUGAUAUAGUAGAUGAAAUUUUAUCAGCCAAGGGUGAAGGUGGUGGCAAGCGUGGACAAUAUGAUAAACACAUUCCCCCGCCUCCAAGUGGACCUGCACCUGAACCACCUUACGGCAAGUCUCAAAAUUUAAGGGAGACCAAUAGAUAUGGUGAUCCCUAUCGUGAUGAACCUCCCUUAGAGGCUCGUCUCCAAGAAACGAGGCUGAGUGAAACAGCCAGGCUCGGGGAGACUGGCAGAUUUAAUGAUGCUAGCAGAUGGAUUCAUGAAUAUUAUACAACUGGCGGUAAAGGAAGGGACCGAACUCCAUCUCCUAUUAGGGACUCUUGGAGAGAUGUACAGACUAUCGGGUAUUCAGGAUUUCCGGAAUUUGGAAACAGUUACUCACAUAGACAGGCAUACCGGUCAGAGAGCAAUCAGUAUGCAAAACCCAACUCCAAAUCUGGUACACCAUUUGGAACCUGGAGUGGAAACAAUUUUGAUCCAGACACAAAAACUGGCCGUAAAAACAAAAAAGGGAAGAAAUGGUUCAUGUUUAGUUCAAGUAAAAACAGUAUGAAGAAGUCAAAAUCGGGAAAGGAAAAUAAAGGGUUUGAUUACAGUAGUUCCACCCUUCCGUUAAUGAGAUCUGUUUCCAGCGGGAACAUGUAUGCAGAGUCUUCAAACUCUUUGAGACGUAAUAUGAAGAGCUCUACUGAUGCAGACUUUUCAGCAAAUAUCUUGGCUAAUGACCGACAGGGAAUUGAUAUGGUAGAUUCAGGUCGUGGAUAUGGGCAGUCCCGUGUAGGUGACUUCAGGGCCUCAUAUAUACACAGAGAGGACAUGGACACAGGGCAGAAUGAGGCCCUGGAAAGGGAUGUGCAAUUACUGAACAACUGUUUUGAUGAUAUAGAGAAGUUUGUAUCAAGGCUGCAGCAAGCGGCAGAGGCUUACAAAGAACUUGAGCGACGUAGAGUGGAGAGAGGUGGCAAAAGGAAACAGAAAUCAGCUGGAGAUGGUAUGUUGAUGAUGCGUGCAAGACCACCACCAGCUGACGACUUUAUAGAUAUCUUCCAGAAAUUUAAAUUUGCCUUCAAUUUGUUGGCAAAAUUAAAGGCUCAUAUACAUGACCCAAAUGCACCAGAAUUGGUUCACUUCCUGUUUACGCCAUUAAGUUUGAUUUAUGAAGCCAGUCGUGACCCUAUACAUGGAGGUCGUGACCUCAGUAGUGAGGCGGUAGCCCCCUUGUUGUUACAUGAUGCCAAACAGUUACUAUUGAACUGCCUUACAUCGAAGGAGUUAGAGUUAUGGCAGCGACUUGGAAGACCAUGGACAUUAGUCAAAGAUGAGUGGAACAGUUCAGUCCCGCCCUAUAACCCCCGCUUCUACAAUGGAUGGCAACCAUCACCACAGCUUGUUGACGAGGUUAAUCAGCAGGACAGGCUCAGAGAUGUUCAGGAAAGAAGUGUUCCCUAUGUUGAUCCUUUAAUGGCAUCAAGAAGGGAAGAUCCAUAUACACGGGAUAUACGGCAAUCAGAGAGGCGAGAGGAUCCGUACAGAAUGACUGACAGGCGGGAAGAUCCGUACAGAAUGACUGAAAGACGUGAUGACCCCUAUAGGUCAACAGAGAGACGGGAAGACCCUUACAGAAUGACAGAAAGACGUGAAGACCCUUACUCACGUGAAAUUAGAAGUGAUAGAGAUUUUGGAAGAUCGGAACGAAGAGACGAUUAUAACAGACCACCCUCACCUUCUCCGCCCAGAAAUUUUGAUCAAGAUCAAUCAGAUUUUUAUUCUACAUUUUGGACUAAACGAGCAAGUGCACGAGAACCUGUGUCUGCACCCAAAACUCGUGCUGAAGAAAAUGUAUUGUUUGCUCAGGACCUGAAACGAAUGGGAGCAACUAUAUAUGAAGCAGUACAUGAAAGAACAGGCAAAAAUGCAAAAGAGCUGACAGUAGAAAAAGGCGACAUAUUACAGGUAUUAGACAAGUCUAGAAACUGGUGGAAGUUGAAGAAUUAUCAGGGGGAGACCGGCUACGCACCUUACACAAUAUUGAAAGAAUAUCAACCUAGGGAUGAUUUUGAUAAUGGUGGUGGUGGACAACGUCUGAGCGGAGAUUACAACAGUUAUAUAAAUGGUGGAGCUCCACCCGCACCUCCCCCACCAGCAGCAAAUCGACCAGCAAGUCGCGGAGAGGCAGAGAGGCGACAGCGUGAACCUCCGGCAGAGUUACGGCAGAACAGACCCAUUCCCGCUUCAAGACCGCAUGGUGAAAAGAGCAUGUAUUCUGAGGACUUACACAAUGAACUCCGCAAUAAGAUGAACACCAGUGAUGAAAGGAUGAGUCCCAGGGGACGCGAGGAUAGGCUGUCCUACACACAAGAUGAUAGGUCGUACCAACAAUCAUCCCCACACAGACACAGUGGGUCCUACACACAAGAUGAUAGGUCCUACCCCCAACCACCACCAAGCAGACAGAAUAGUAGCAGUCCUAGGAGUCCUGUUUUGAACAACAGACGUAACUACAACAUUAACCAGUAUUCAACACCAGAGGAAGUCAGGGAGUGGAUUGAGAUUAAAGGAUUUUCCAGAAGAUGUAUGGAUCUUCUAACUGGUUACAAUGGCCUUGACCUUUUUGGCCUAGAUAAGCAUGAAUUAGAGAGACUUCUAGGAAGAGAUGAGGGACGUUUUCUGGACAGUCUUCUCAUGGUGCAGAAAAAUAAUGCAGGGUUUCGUACAAGAGGAGCUUCAGAGCUGAGAGCAAUAUUAGAACGUAGAAAAGAAAGGUCUGAUACAGAUGGCAGGCGGGAUGAUGGUUUUGGUGCUCGACCAAGUUUUAUGCCAGAAACACCACCAGACUAUUCUCCAGCGGAAUCUGAUGCUUCCUCGGAUGACUACGGUGAUGCGGGUAAGACACUUCGCAACCUACUAGAGAGACAGCGUAAGAAACUGCAGCAAGUUGGAUACAAUGGUCCGUACCAGUGAUAUAUAACAACAAAAAUAUAUACUUAAUGUGGCCCUCACUAGAGAUAUAUAAUGACAAAUAUAUUUGACAUGAAGAUGCCUCGACCAGUCAUAUAUAGCAACAAAAAUGUAGCCAUUAGUAGGCCCCUACACACGAUAUAUAGCAGCAAAAGUACAGACAUCAGGUGAACAGUUUUGUUGCAAACGGGCCUCAUGAAAAUAUUUCGUAAGCUAUGAAUACAAAUAAGCAGUAAAAGUAAUUACAGACAUGAAUUAUUAUUACAUUAUUACAUUAUGCACAUAGAAGCAUCUGUGAUUUCUGUACAGCUUUGUGGCAACAGAAUUAUACCAGUAUUUGGAAACAGAAUCAGCUAACAAGAAUUUCUGUCAAUAGAGUACGUAAUUAUAUAUGCAUCCAUUAGAGGAUAAUGUGUAAUAAUGAAUUGAUUAUGGUAUAGCAAACUUUAGUAUUCGGAAGUAUAUAACAAACUGUUUUAAAUCUUACCAUAUGCAUCAAUAGAAUGAUUUCAUUGUUAAACCCACCAUGUUGUAUUAACAAUAUCUAGGUUUUACUGAGCCAAUAAACAGUUAAUGCAGACAUUUUUAUGCAAAUGUAAACCAGUUAUGUUGAUACUUCAUUGUUGUUCCAGUUAUUCUGAUAUUGCCAUGUGAAUAUGCACAAGUUAUUGUCAUCAUUCUAUUGUUAUUACAUAUCAAGUAAAAAGUCAUGUUUUUGUAUUGCAUAUCAUGGCUUAUUGUAGGACAGAUUUAAGAUUGUUGAACAAUAAUGUUCUUAGACUCAUUACUGUCAUUAAGUUCCUACUCAGAAACAUACUUUUUCCAUUACUUAUUAAAUCAUCAUUAUAUAUAUUAUAAACCUGGAGUUCCAGUGAAUUCAAACCGUACUUCAUUCUCAGAAUCCUGUAGAAUUCAGGAUUUGGUGUUUCAGUUUAUGAUUUAGCAUAUGAAAUAUAAAAAUUUUCCUUGGGCAAACCCUACCUGCAGAUAGUGAGACAUUCAGUCUCCCACACUUUGGCAUCUACACUCACACAGAGGUUGUAAAUUACUGUUGUUUUUAGCUUGUCUGA